AUGUUGUUCACGUCUAUCGGUAUGAGCUCAUCUCUAAUACAAAUUGCUUGAAUUGUGUUGUUUUUGCAAAUAAGAUAAUAAUUUUAUCGGUCUGCGAAACCCCAGGAUUCAAUCAGUUACGUCGCUUUCUGAAAAGCGUCUGACAUGGAGGAGAAUAGCUUAAUUUAUGGCUUGGAGUUGCAAGCUCGAGCGUUGACGCCACAAUACGGGGAGAGCAAUGACGUGUGCUUUUUUAUUGCUACUAAUUCAUUAAAGCCCACAAAUCAGUUGCAUUUGCUGCAAUACGAUGAAGAGCAGGGCACCAUACAAUCCAAGAUUUUUGAGCAUGCUUUGGGCGAAGUGUGGAAACUUAACAGUUGUCCACACGACGCACGUUUGCUGGCAUCAGUUUAUAAUGUGCAGAAAGGAGCGCAAGUGUUGUCCCAGGCAGCAUUAUUAACAUUACCCGAAGACGAUCCCAACGCAUCUAGCAAUGAACCCUUAAAAAGCGAAUAUAUUCCCUGGGCCAAAGUUGAAGUGUUAGACACCGCCAGCUUGGGGGAUCGAGUCAAAACCAUUGAGUUUCAUCCCAGCCAAGAGCAGACUAUUGCAUGUGUUGCGGGCAACAAGUUGGCAAUCAUGCAACGCGCCGAGUCUGCAACUCGUGUAGUAGCCGAAGCCAGCAGCAAUUCAAGCGGCGCCAAGAGCGUGUCGUCAUUCACCAGCGGCAAGUGGUCGCAUCAUCAUCAGGGCCAUCAGUUUGUGGUGCUGCACGAUAGCAGUGUGCGUGCCUACGAUGUGCGUGAUUCCCAGCACUGUGCCUGGAGCAUAGAUGACUCACAUGGUCAGCUGGUGCGCGAUUUGGACUGCAAUCCCAAUAAGCAAUGCCACCUAGUCACUGGUGGCGACGACGGUUGCCUUAAGGUGUGGGAUUGCCGCAUGGUCAAAGCACCAGUCUUUGAGCGCAGCGAUCACUCGCAUUGGCUGUGGUCCGUGCGUUUUAAUACAUUCCACGAUCAGCUCAUCUUGUCCAGCUCUAGUGAUUGCAAAGUGCUUCUUACUUGUGCUGGUUCUGUUAGCUCCGAAGCUGUGCCAAGUGAUGUGAGUGAAGCAUCAGCACAGGAACGCCAUAAAGUCCUUUCUGAUGGUCUAUUACAAACAUUUGAUCAACACGAGGAUUCGGUUUAUUGCGCUGAAUGGAGCAAUGUUGAUCCCUGGAUAUUUGCUUCUUUGAGCUAUGAUGGACGCGUUAUAAUCUCAAAGGUACCCAAACAGUACAAGUACCAAAUUAUUUUCUAACUAUUAGCACAUAAUUUACUAGUUAAUAAAUAUAUAUGUAAUAUUUACAGUA
Molecule: messenger RNA, 1330 nt
Organism: Drosophila sulfurigaster albostrigata
Lineage: Eukaryota; Metazoa; Arthropoda; Insecta; Diptera; Drosophilidae
Product: EARP and GARP complex-interacting protein 1
Exons: 3
Coding region: 145-1278 (377 amino acids)
Biological process (GO): protein ubiquitination
Molecular function (GO): protein binding
Source: RefSeq, a predicted model, not a curated record